Rhinocladiella mackenziei CBS 650.93 is the source of this 2850-nucleotide messenger RNA. RefSeq lists its product as uncharacterized. Gene Ontology annotation, biological process: septin ring organization; establishment of cell polarity; intracellular signal transduction. Bases 1 to 2850 code for a protein of 949 amino acids. Gene Ontology annotation, molecular function: guanyl-nucleotide exchange factor activity; protein binding. Gene Ontology annotation, cellular component: cytoplasm; nucleus; mating projection tip. Lineage: Eukaryota; Fungi; Ascomycota; Eurotiomycetes; Chaetothyriales; Herpotrichiellaceae. The transcript has 2 exons. The record is from RefSeq and is a predicted model, not a curated record.
AUGUUGGCAUCUCCGCCAACAAUGAACGGUGAUCAUGGACCUAUGUUGGACAAGAACAACAUCAUAAAUGUAAGAGACGGAGAGUCGCUCUACCAAAUAUGUAUCAAACUGCGUCGUCGCUUGUCGGGGGUUCCCGGCUUCCGUCCUUAUCUGGAUGAAAUGGAAGAGCGCGAGGCCGAUGGCUUGACUGAUCCUGUGUCGUCUUUAUGGCAAUGCUUCCGGAGUGGGUUGCCACUCUUAGCAAUUUACAAUGCUUCGAAUCCCGAAGAAGGCGACCUUCAUGUGGACACAAGUCGGCCAGAAAGAGUGGGGAAAGAAGCGGCGUUUCUCUUCAUCAAAUCUUGCAUGCAACAAAUGAAUAUCCCUGCGGCCGACACCUUCACCGUCACUGACCUGUACAGCGACAAUACUACGGGCUUUGUGAAGGUGACCAAACUGGUCAAUCGCGUCCUGGAUAUAUUGAAAUUGAGCGGGAAACUGCAUCCUUCUACGGACAGUGAAGAUUCUCGCGAAGGAACCGAUAGCGGGUCUAAUGCGCCCGACCAAGCCCCCAAGUCGCUGACUAGACGACAAUAUAUCUUGAAAGAACUCGUCGAAACCGAGAGGCAGUAUGUUCAUCAUUUGCAAAACUUGCAGGCGUUGAAGAAGGAAUUGGAAGAAGUCGGUGCAUUGACCGGUGAUUCCAUUCACAACAUCUUUCUCAACCUCAACAAUCUGCUUGAUUUUGCUCAGCGAUUUUUGAUCCGCAUUGAACAACAAAAUGAGGUUCCUGAAGACCAGCAAAACUGGGGUCAACUCUUCGUUCAUUACAAAGAUCCUUUCAGACAGUACGAGCCAUUUAUCGCCAACCAGAGAAGAUGUGAAGCGACUUGCCAACAGGAAUGGGAUAAGAUGGUGGCGAACGCUAGGUCUCCUCUGACUCAACAAAUGCUGGCAAAUCCAACCAUUCUGAAUGGCUUUUUACUGAAGCCAUUCCAGCGGUUGACAAAAUAUCCACUGUUGCUCAAGGAUCUUCAAAAUCAAACGCAAGACGACAACCUCAAAUCGGAUUUGACCCACGCGAUUGGAAUUAUCCAAGAUGUCCUCAUGCAAGCCGAUGCUUCUAUCGAUAAAGAGACCAGAGAUGACGCCCUUCAAGAUCUACAAGAACGAAUAGAUGACUGGAAGCAAUUACAAAUUUCAACCUUUGGCGAGCUUCUUUUGCUUGGGACGUUCAAUGUCAUGAAAGACAGUGGCAUCCGAUCUGAUGAGAAAGAAUAUCACAUUUACCUCUUUAGCCGGAUCUUGAUCAUGUGCAAGGAUGUCAAUGCUAACAAGCCCAAAAACAGACUGGCAAACAGCAAACCGGCCCUGAGUCAACGCGGGAAACCGAAAAUGAACUUGAAAGGACGUAUCUACUUCACCAAUGUGACCGCGGUGUCCCCUCAAACCAGCUCCGGGAAUUAUGCGUUGCAAAUAUCAUGGAAAGGCGAACCGGCCGUGGAGACGUUCAUCAUCAAAUUUAAAAAUGACGAUACGCUCCAAAAGUGGCAUACCAUGAUUGAAACACAACGGUCAUCCUGCAUGUUGGAGGCCAAACAAAGGGGGACCUCUGAUACGCAACUUCUCUCCUUGCAAGGAAUGAAUAUGGAGAACCCAUAUCUUACCCAAGAUGAUGAUGACGACUACAGCAGACUUUCCGGGACCACCUAUGGAGGCACCGAUGCGACAGGAUUUUCCGAAUUCAGCAUGAGCCGAAAUGCUUCAAGCACAAGUCUGCGAUCACGAUCCGCCACAGGAGGCAGUGGAAAUAGCAAUCCGCACAUGUCGGCUGGACGCAUGCGAAUUCCCACCGCAGAGAUGGGAGGUCUUUCGUUGAAUACUCGAGGACUUCCUGUGCAAUCUCCACAAGAUUACCCCGGAGGUUCAUACUUCUCUCCGACCGAGCGAGAAUCAACACCACAGUCGUCAAUCUCGGCCAGAUCAAGCUCCCAAUCCGCUUUUGCUAGUUAUCACCGAGGAACGACUCCUGUCGGUGCUGGAAUGUAUCGUCCAGAGGAGUCCAAUCGAAAUACUGCUCCGGCCAUGCCUCGAAAUCCGAAUGGUCAAUCGGGUGGCAAUCCUUACUUGGCUAAUGGUCGAAAUCGAGGACCGUCCUCUGGCCCUGGGACGCAAGCGCCCCGGAUGCGAUCUGCGAGCAGCCCCGAUGUUCAUCCUAUGGUGCAGCAGAGUCGCAAAUAUGUGUCCAGCGAACAUGUGCCAACAGUGCCUCCCAUUCCGGCACAUGUUGCGAAACAGAUGGCUCCUCCAAACAGAAGUCAAAACAAUUCUCCGAACAAUGCGCCACCGUCACGAGGAGGCACUCCACACCAACAACAAUAUGGACUCCCUCCGGCGCCUCGACCUGGCAUUCCGAAUCACGGUUAUACUUAUGAUCCAUCUUAUGGAAUUGACCAAAGAAGAACCGGACAUGCGCCGUCGCUAUCGCAAGGUCGGACAUUCCCUCCUUCGGUGUCAUCACCUUCGGGCGAUGGAGAUCCGUAUCUACCCAGUCAACUUAAGGCGAAAGUGUGCUUUGAUGAAAAUUAUGUCUCGAUGAUCAUUGCCAGCAAUAUCCAAUUCCGUUCAUUGGCAGAUCGAAUCGACGCCAAGUUGGCUCGGUUUACCAAUCAUUCGAUUGCGUCUGGAUCUGUCCGACUACGAUACCGAGAUGAAGAUGGCGACUUCGUGUUGAUUGAUAGUGACGAAGCAGUUCAUGAAGCUUUGCUUGAUUGGAGAGAAACACAUGCGGCCAAUUCCACAAAUCCACAAAAUGCAGAGUUAUUACUAUUUGCUCACGUGGUAAAUAGUGAGGCGGUUGCAGGUGGUUGA